Molecule: messenger RNA, 3230 nt
Organism: Cuscuta campestris
Lineage: Eukaryota; Viridiplantae; Streptophyta; Magnoliopsida; Solanales; Convolvulaceae
Source: the annotation of a GenBank genome assembly
GGAAGAAGCUUGGGUACAAGAACAAAUGGCAAAAACCGUAGCUUUCCUGAACAUUGACGACGGAGAAGAAGAAGAAGACUAUAUCACCGUCGAGGAAGACACUGUGUCGCACCCAUGAUGGACUUCAGCCUCUGCCUCGUCGGGAAAUUCAUCAACGGAAGACACGGAAGCUUUGAAACAAUGAAGAAUUUCUUCGCCUCGAUAUGGAAGCCAUUGAUGGGAAUGGCUGUGACAGAGAUCGAGGAGGGCUUGUACGUGUUCAAAUUCUACAGCGAGGCGGAUCGUGACCGGGUAAUGGAUUUGUGUCCCUGGUCGUACAGAAGCCAGUUGCUCGUUCUUGAACCCAUGGGGAAACACACUGACCCCAGAGAUGUUCCCCUGCAUCAUGCCUAUGUGUGGGUGCAAGUAACCGGAUUGAAAUGUGGGUACGUGUCCGAGAAGAUUGGGAAUGAUGUGGGAGAGUUCCUGGAGACAGAUCAAGCGAGCUUUGGGCUGUGGAGCAAACAUUUGCGCAUUAGAGUUAAACUAGAUUUGAGGAAGCCCUUGAAGCGAGGAACGCGGCUGAGGAGAGGAGAGAAUGAGUGGGUCCAUGUUAGCUUUGGCUAUGAAAAGAUCUCUUCUUUCUGUUACAUAUGUGGAUUGCUUGGCCACAGUGACAGUGUGUGUCCCGAAACACUCACUCACCCGGGGAGAUGUCUAGAGAGAAAAUAUGGGCCUGAGUUGAGAAUUGACCCCAGAAAAGAAGUGGGAAUUGGAGCUAAGUGGCUGAAGGAAGAUGAAUGGUUCUCUGGAGGAAGACCAAGUUCAUCUGGAGAAAAUACAGCUGUAAGAGCUGAAAAAAACGGUCCGCGGACUCAGAGGGCGAAGCUAGUGUCACCAAAUGGCAAGGAGAAAGUUAAAGAAAAGGAUGGGGAAGCUACAGCCGUAACGAAAGAAAAGAGAAGGAAGAACACCGAGGAGACCUCAAUGGAGAUGGUGAAAAGAAUAGACAAAAUAACAGGAGACUUAAAUGGACCAAGCCAGAGGGGAAAUAAUACCCAUCUCCUUUUGCUAAACCAGAGAUUGGUGUGUUGUAGAACAGAUGCCGGCUUGGCAAUGAUCACCAGUUCAGGGCAACAACUUUGUCACGCCACGUCUUCCCCUAUCAAUAGGUGGACUGGAAGGCCCUACUCCCAGAGGUACUAUGAGAAAUUGGAGAAGAGGAAGUCUCUUCCUGUUUGGCACCAUAAAGAUGAGUUCUUGAAAGCCUUGAAAGACAAUCAGACCCUCAUCCUGGUUGGUGAUUCGGGUAUUGGUAAAAGCACUCAGAUACCCCAGUUUGUCCUUGAUGCCAUUAUUGUGGAAUCCCCUGAUAAGCGUAGGAAGUAUAUGAUUGGAUGCACUCAGCCACAGAGGGUUGCUGCUAUGUCUGUUUCUCGCCGGGUUGCCGAAGAGAUGGAUGUGACAUUUGGAGAGGAAGUUGGUUAUAGCAUUCAUUUUGAAGACCGCUCUAGUGCUCGGACAGUGUUGAAGUAUUUGACAGAUGGUAUGCUCUUAAGAGAAGCCAUGAUAGACCCUCUCUUGGAAAGAUACAAGGUUAUCAUUCUAGAUGAAGCUCAUGAAAGGACACUGGCUACUGAUGUUCUAUUUGGGCUUCUUAAGGAGGUGUUGAGAAACAGACCCGACCUCAAGCUAGUUGUCAUGAGUGCAACUCUUGAGGCAGAGAAGUUUCUGGGUUAUUUUCACGGCGCACCUCUCAUGAAAGUUCCUGGUCCGCUACACCCUGUGGAAGUCAUUUACAGUCAGGAGCCCGAGAGGGAUUACCUUGAAGCAGCAAUUCGAACCGUGGUGCAGAUACACACGUGCAGUCCUGGGAGGAAGGUGGUUGUCUCCACAAAUAUCGCGGAGACAUCAUUGGCUAUAGAUGGUAUAGUAUAUGUUAUUGAUCCGGGGUUUGCAAUGCAAAAAGUUUAUGACCCCAGAGUCAGUGUUGAAUCUCUGCUGCUCUCUCCUAUUUCAAAAGAAAGUGCUCGCCGAAGAUCUGGAUGUGUUGGAAGAACACAGCAUGGAAAGUGUUAUAGACUCUAUACAGAGAAGUGCUUUCAUAACGUUCUCCAACCACAGACCAGUCCUGAAAUAUUUCGAUCAAACCUUUCUAGUACAGUUUUAACUCUGAAGAAACUGUGGAUCGAUAACCUGGUGCGCUUCGAUUUCAUGGACCCACCCGCACCAGAAACAUUGAUGAGAGCUAUGGAGGUUUUGAAUUGCCUUGGUGCUCUGGAUGACCAAGGAAACCUGACAAAAUUGGGUGAUAUCAUGAGUGAAUUCCCCCUGGAUCCUCAAAUGGCAAAAAUGCUUGUUGUCAGCCCACAAUUCAACUGCUCCAAUGAGAUUCUUUCUUUAUGUGCCAUGCUAUCAGCACCCAACUGCUUCAUCCAGCCUAAAGAGGGUCAAAAAACUGCAGACGAAGCGAAGGGUCGUUUUAGUCACAUUGAUGGAUAUCACAUCACACUGCUGAAUGUUUACAAUGCUUACAAGCAAAAUAUGGGGGAUCUGCUGUGGUGUUAUGAGAAUUUCAUCAAUCAUCGGAUUCUCAAGUUUGCAGACAACAAAGGCCAUGUUGGCUGGCUAUUUCAUGCAGGUGUCGCAUUUGGAACGUACCGGUCACUAUUUGACAGUGAAGGACAAUCAAGUGGUUCACUUGCACCCUUCAAACUGCCUGGACCAAAUGCCUGAAUGGGUUCUAUACAACAAGUGUAUGUUAACAAGCAAGAUACCCAUCCGCACUGUGACUGAUAUCAGGGGUGAAUGGUUGAUCGAUAUAGCACCACAUCAUUUCAAUAUCACAAAUUCCCCCCAGUGUGAAGCAAAGCAUGCUCUUGAGAAACUGUACAAGAAGAGGGAGAGGGAAGUGGGAGAGCAGAAUACGAAAAACAAGUGGAUUACACCUUUCAUCAGCUCCUAGUUGAUUUAGUUUAUUGUGUUCCCUCACUAUGAUUUUCCAUCAUCUCCGAUGGAGCCAAAAUUUCACCAUUUUUUGGCUUUGGGGUGUGAUGGAAUAAAUCUAAAUGGAUUUCUAUACUGUCUGCGCUUCUUUAAUUAAUGAAGUAGCAGUUAGUCAAGCAAUGCAACUUUCGACGUUGAGCCGGGGGUCUCUUUGGAAACAGCCUCUCUACUUUCGAGUAGGGGUAAGGUCUGCGUACACACACCCUCCCCAGACCCUACUCUUGUGGGAUUUAACUGGGUUGUUG